Molecule: messenger RNA, 2229 nt
Organism: Macroventuria anomochaeta
Lineage: Eukaryota; Fungi; Ascomycota; Dothideomycetes; Pleosporales; Didymellaceae
Exons: 7
Coding region: 471-2027 (518 amino acids)
Biological process (GO): regulation of DNA-templated transcription
Molecular function (GO): DNA-binding transcription factor activity, RNA polymerase II-specific; zinc ion binding
Source: RefSeq, a predicted model, not a curated record
GCUGGGAACUCAAGGUCAAGGCUCAAGAAUUGGGGCGAUUCGCGCGGUGGUCAGCCGAGUCGUUAUUUGGCACCCUCGGGCUUAGCUUGGGUUAGCGCGCUCAUACAACGACCACGUUUGUAUGUAUUCGUCAACGUAUUUCCACGUCUCUACUUGAUAUUCCAGUGAAGCUGUCUGUCCUUGCAUUUGAAGAAUGCAGCGUUUUCAAGGGUAUAUGCAAGUACCCAUGUACGUUGCGCGUACGCAAGUGAGGGUGCCGAUGAUCCGCGGUUGGCAGUUCCUUCUGCAAUGGGCGGCGCUUGCCAGAUAAGACUCUCACUCAGUUCCCUCGCAUCACGGUCAUCCCAGUUCGUCACUUCCCAGCUCAUCGCACAUCGAUGCUGUUGCCGCCUUUUGCAUCUGUGAUGGCGACAUAUCUGGAUAGUUCUGACUCUUGAAGCUUUGGACCUUUGCCACCCGACAUCGCCCGAAUGGCUUCCAAUACUAGUAACAGCAACGCACCUGCGGUUGACUUGGACGCUGUGAUUCAGGGCUUGCCUGCAUGUAAGCGCUGCCGGGAAUGCCGCCGUGGCUGCGACACACUUCUCCCGAAAUGCCGACAAUGCACCAAAGCAGGCGUUGAUUGCGUAUACUACGAUCAUGGUCGUGGCGCGCUGGUACCUCGCAGUUACAUAUCUGAGCUCGUCGAUCACGUGCGCAGGCUUGAAGCAGGAAACAACCUAUCACCUGCCGCAUCAGUGGACACACCACAAAGUGCGAGCUUGAACGCGGCCGCAAAACCUGAGCCAGUUCUGCCAGGCACCAGUCUCCAAUAUGAACAUCACUUUGCGUAUGCAGCGGACAGCUACCGUUACCUCGGCUCAGAAUCGUGUCUUCUGAAGUCACCGCGGUUGCAGUCCACUUAUGUUCGCUCUCCAUUCGACGAAGAAGAUGACUUCAUUCUUGAAUGGAAGACUUCGCCGCAGAAACUACACGAGCUGGUGGAAGAGUAUCUGGAGUGCAUGCAGCCAGUGUACCCUAUCAUCGAUGUGUCGCAACGAUAUCUCAGUCUGGGUGUUCCUACAGACCUUGCACCUAUCGAAACCUUCUCACUCAACAUGAUCUAUUCGAUCGCCUGUCACGUUAUUCCCAAUAGUGCAAAACGACAGGACGCUCGGGAUCUGUGGCAAUCAUCAGGAAAACAGGCCCAUUACCAGGCAAACUGCCUUAAGUACCGCAAUCUCGCUGGCAAAUUUUACAACAAGGCUAUGGACCACGUUGAGGCGGCAACUCUUGAGCCCACCAUAGACACGCUUCGAGCAGUGCUUUUGAUGGCUAUAAACAGCUUGUUCGAUCCAAAGUCAGGCAACAUCGGUCAGCAGAUAGCUCUUGCUGCACGUAUCGCUUACAGUCUUGGGGCGAAAGCAGAACAAGAAGGAUCAACGCCAAGUAAUGCAGAGAUGCUUCGAAAUAUGCACAUGACCAUUUUCAGCAUAGAGAACGAGAUCGCCUCUACCUUAGAUCGACCAGCGACAUUUCCUGAACCGCAUUGGGAACUAAGCUUUGACAAGACCAGGCCCGCUGAGUAUAUGUGCUCGCUCUUUCGAUUACAGCAUCGGUUUCGUAACGGCGACUCGACGGUAAAGUCGAAUGUGAGAAAGCUUCUGCCACGCUUAGACGAGAAGGCUGAACUGCUUCCCGUCGUCCGUAUCGCUCUACAUACUACCGUACUCCUCUUAGACCCCAGCUGGGGCAGUGCAUGGUAUGUGCUUGAGGCUGUCGUAAGCCUAGGCGGUACAUACACGUUUCUUACACCGCACUGGGUAUACCGAGCUGGUACUAUUAUCAUCCAGAACAUGCCUGAGAUCUACGAGGGCAACGUCAUCCAGCUCUACUCCAACACAGUUCAUGUCCUCGAACUUUCAUCCUGGAAGUGGCCAAGCUCUGCGGCGCUCAAUGCGUCCCUGGCCGAUCUCAUGACGCACAUGAAAAGCAAGUAUAGGCCGAACUGGGCCGAUAAACUUCGACUUGGAGAUGUCAGAAUAUGAACAUUCGUCUACACGGCGCCCAAGCAAUCGUGAGCACCAACAUUAAUCAGGGCUGCAGUCAAACACUCACGCAAACAUCCGACACUUCUAUCAAGUUCUUAACAAUGAAGAUUCGACAGAAAACCAUCAAGAGGAUAUGACAAAGGACUGAGAACAAGCGCAGGUUUGCGUCAAUUGUAAGCAGAUAAGUCCUCUUGGUUGA